This is a messenger RNA of Rotaria sordida, 1602 nucleotides long. The record is from the annotation of a GenBank genome assembly. NCBI's taxonomy places the organism in Eukaryota, Metazoa, Rotifera, Eurotatoria, Philodinida, Philodinidae.
AAAGUUUAUCGUGGUCAAGGUUUAGCAUUAGAAGAUUUUGAAAAAAUGAAAAAAAGCAUAGAUCAAUUAAUGUCUUUCAAUAAUUUUCUAUCAACAAGUCUCAAUCAAAAUAUUUCCUUUGAAAACUUUGCACGACCAGCAGCAUUUAAUGAUCCCAAUAAAGUUGGCAUACUCUUCAUUAUGACUAUUGAUCCCGAUGUAUGUACAAAAUCAAAAAUUCCAUUUGCUGAUGUUAGUCAAGUUAGCUUUUUCGAAGACCAAGAAGCCGAAAUUCUUUUUACAACACAUACAAUAUUUCGAAUCGAUCAAAUUCAACGAAUUCAUGACGAUCAUACUGAUCGUCUAUGGGAAGUUCAUCUUACCCUUGUGGGUAAUGACAACCACGAGCUAAAUACACUUACAGCACACGUACGCGAAGAGAUCAACUUGAAAGCACCAAUACGAGGAUGGUCUCAACUAGCUUUUAUACUCAUUAAAGUGGGUGAGCCUGCAAAGGCUAAAAAACUCUACAAAAUACUUCUCCAAAAGGCAACUUCGGAUGAAGAGAGAUCAGAUUACUAUCAUAAACUUGGUUGGGCAUAUGAUGACAUGGGCGAGUAUUCGAAAGCACUUUCAUCGUAUGAACAAUCACUUGAAAUCAAAAAAAUAGCUCUCCCUCCGAAUCAUCCCUCCUUGGCUACUUCCUACAACAACAUCGCUUCAGUGUAUAAUAAUAUGGGCGAGUACUUGAAAGCACUUUCAUCGUAUGAACAAUCACUUGAAAUCCGGAAAAUAGCUCUCCCUCCAAAUCAUCCCAACAUCGCUCAAUCCUACAACAACAUCGGUUCGGUGUAUUAUAGCAUUGGGGAGUACUCGAAAGCACUUUCAUCUCACGAACGAGCACUUGAAAUCAAAAAAAUAGCUCUCCCUCCGAAUCAUCCCGACUUGGCUUCUUCCUACAACAACAUCGGUAUGGUGUAUGAUGAAAUGGGCGAGUACUCGAAAGCACUUUCAUCGUACGAACGAGCACUUGAUAUCGACAAGAAAGUUCUCCCUCCGAAUCAUCCCGAUUUGGCUUCUGACUACCUCAACAUCGGUAAUGUGUAUGAUAACAUGGGCGAGUACUCGAAAGCACUUUCAUCGUACGAACGAUCACUUGAAAUCCACAAAAUAGCUCUUCCUCCGAAUCAUCCCGAUAUGGCUUCUGACUACAACAACAUCGGUAUGGUGUAUGAUGAAACGGGCGAGUACUCGAAAGCACUUUCAUCGUAUGAACGAUCACUUGAAAUCCGAAAAAUAGCUCUCCCUCCGAAUCAUCCAGACUUGGCUGCUUCCUACAACAACAUCGGUAAUGUGUAUAAUAACAUGGACGAGUACUCGAAAGCACUUACAUCGCACGAACGAUCACUUGAAAUCAAAAAAACAGCUCUCCCUCCAAAUCAUCCCGACUUGGCUAUUUCCUACAACAACAUCGGUUCGUUGUAUGAUAACAUGGGCGAGUACUCGAAAUCACUUUCAUAUUACGAAAAAGCGCUACAAAUCAAGAAGAUUGCUCUUCCUUCAGCACAUCCAAGUACUGCACUUACGGAAAGAAACAUUGAACGUGUAAAAAAGAAAAUGUAA